Molecule: messenger RNA, 2064 nt
Organism: Miscanthus lutarioriparius
Lineage: Eukaryota; Viridiplantae; Streptophyta; Magnoliopsida; Poales; Poaceae
Source: the annotation of a GenBank genome assembly
AUGGACAUGUCGGCGAUCGCCGCGCGCCUCGGCCUCUCGGGGUCCCGCCUCGUCAUCCGCAAGGCCGGCGAGCUCCGCCGCCUCUGCGACGUCAACUUCGACUCAUCUGUCCUCGGCAUCGGCGAGGUCUGCAAGGCCAUCAUCUGCCUGGAGAUCGCUGCGUCCAAGUUCCAGGUGAUUUUUGACCGCGCGGAGGCUGUGCGUAUGAGCGGGAUGUCUGAGAAGGCGUACAUCAGAUCAUUCAAUGCGCUCCAAAAUGGUCUUGGUGUCAAGACGACUUUGGAUAUGCGUGAAUUGGGCAUCCAGUUUGGUUGUGUCAGGUUGAUACCUUUCGUUCAGAAGGGAUUGUCUCUCUAUAAGGAGCGCUUCCUUGCUGCAUUGCCACCUUCACGCCGGGCAAGCACUGACUUUGGUCGCCCAGUGUUUACUGCAGCAGUAUUCUACUUAUGUGCGAAGAGGCACAAGCUCAAAGUUGACAAACUAAAGCUGAUAGAUCUAUGUGGCACAUCCAGCACUGAGUUUACAACGGUUUCAACAUCAAUGACAGACCUCUGCUUUGAUGUUUUCGGGAUAGCCAAGGAGAAGAAAGAUCCAAAGUCCAUCAAAGGGAACAGAGAACUGCUGGAUGUUUUGCCAAGCAAAAGGAAACAUGAAGAUGACAGUGAUUCAUCUGCAUCCGAUGAAUCCUCAGACGAUGAUCUAGAUGAGCUAGAUUUACCAACUCACAAGAGGCGCAAGAAGAUGGAGAAAGAAGCAUACAAUGAUUGGAAGUCGUCUGUUGUUUCGUCGAACAAGAAAACCAAAACAGACAGCAGGGUUGCUCCAGCGCCUGCAGGCGGUGGUGGCUCCCGGCGCAGUGCGGGGGGGUUCCCCUACGGCAGCGGCGCAUGUGGCCCAGCUGUGCUCGGUGACGUUCUUAAACUGGCGGCUAACGCUCAAUUUGUUCACCAUUCAAAAAUUGACAUACAAAAACUGAGUGUAAGGGAGUUCUCAUGCCAUGAGCUUAAUGCCAACCUGUUAUGGCUUGGGACAUUUUCAUUUGCUACAUGGCUGGUUAGGAACCAGUCGAUUUUGGAUGGACGACGUGUUCUGGAAUUAGGAAGCGUUGUUGCUUUGUACAAAGGGUUUGAAGCUAACGCCUUGUUCAAAUGUGGCGGGGAAUCAAGAACUGAGCACUUUAGCCUAGGAACAACAAAUGUAAACCUCCUUGGUGCUGUCAGUCCGAUUGACGCCACCUACACCCUGACGCCCUGGCGUUGGGCUGUGUUCAUGUGGGCACCAGGACUCCAGGGUUCUAAAAAAAUACGAGAUAAUAAUAUCAAAAUAUCUCUUCAAGUGAUCAAAUGGCCUAUCACGAACAAGUGCGAAAAGAAGGCUCCAAAGAAAGUGCAUAAAUCUGAGAGGGAGAAACGUAAGCGGGACAAGCAGAAUGAUCUCUUCGGUGAGCUGGGAAACAUGCUAGAACCUGAUAGGCAGAACAAUGGGAAGGCAUGCAUAUUAAGUGACACUACACGAAUGCUUAAUGAUCUACUUUCACAAGUAGAAUCUCUUCGAAAGGAGAACAACACGCUGAAGAAUGAAUCUCAUUAUGUUGCCUUGGAGAGAAAUGAACUACUGGAUGAAGCCAAUGUGAUCCGUGGUGAAAUCUCAGAACUUCAAAAUGAGCUGAGGAUGCGGCUAGAAGGCAACCCUAUCUGGAGUCAUGACACUUCUAGAUCAAAUCUUACAGCACCUCAUCCUGCGACCACAGUAUUUACAUUGCAACAUUCAGCACAUCCACAAGUCAUCGCAACAAUGGCACUUCCUCUGCAACAGCCAGCAGUCGUUGAACAAUCUUAUGCUGCCCCACGGCGGGAGCUACAGCUAUUCCCCGAAGCUGCACCCACUGAAGAUACUGAGCCACCACAAAACCAGGGGAUCUCUAAUAAUGUGAUGCGGCCGCAGGCAAGGUACCCACCAGUAGUGACAACUUUGCCUGUACAUGUAUAUCCAGUCCUUCCAAGAAUGGAAGAUGAGCAAUGCAGUACUGGUAGCAGAGAGGAAGGCGGGGUAGACAACCCCUAA